AUUGGCGCUCUUGAAGCGGGUCGCCAGCAAACCGGUCCCAUCAUCGUCAUUAGCAAGUGAAUCUUCGCCUCAUCCGCAUCUCCUUCUCUCACGAACGAAAUGCAGCGAUUCGAAGCCGCCUUCUUCCUGCUGGCAGCCCUCACAGCCCUGGUACACACAGGUUCAGGCCAGCGGCAGUGCCCUUCGGCGAGCCUGUACUAUGCCCAUGAGCGCAACUGCGACAUGUACUACAAGUGCGAGAACGGGACCCUCCGCGAGGGCAUCUGUCCCGAUGGGCUGGUCUUUGAUGACCGACAGAGUCCAGAUGUCCUCAAGUGCGAAUUACCCUUUGAGAUAGACUGCAGCUAUAGAACCGCUCUGCAGCCUCCACAGUCAACAGAACACUGCCCUCGGCUGUAUGGUCUGUACGCUCACGAAACAGACUGCACACGUUUCUGGCAAUGCGUGGAGGGCCAUGCCUUCGCCUUCUACUGUCCGGAAGGACUGGCUUACAACGAGUACAGUGCGCAUUGUGACUGGCCUGACGAAGUGGAGUCCUGUGAUUCGGAAUCCCUGCUAGGCUUCCGUUGUCCCCAACCCACGGACCAGGAAUUGCAGGAUUUCGGAGAUCCCCGUUAUCCUUAUCCCGGAGACUGCCGCAAGCACUAUGUCUGCGUUCUGACUCCGGACGGAUCCAGAAAACCCAGACUUCUGGCUUGUGAUCCAGGACUCGUCUUCAAUCCCAGGACAUCGUCUUGUGAUGAUCCGGAGAAUGUGCAAGGAUGCCAAGGUUAUUACAACAACUUGGAUGCACGAAGACUCAGAGAACUCUUCGGAAGACGAUGAAAGAAAAAGAAAUGGUGAUGUUCGACAACUUGUUCGUAAAGAAUCCCCUUUAAAUAUACGAUUCUGGAAGAUAAAAAGAAGCAUUUUAGCACGAAACAAUGUUAUUUCCUCUUUCUCUUAAAAGUGUAAAUUCAUCUUUUGGUUAUCCAUUUUUUCCUCAUCAUUCCAAAAAAGAGCCUUUUUAAGUUUUCCCGUGUGCGAUCUCAUAAUCUUUAAAAAUGUGCUGACCUCAAACGUACCGAUGAAAAAAAUUUCUUGCAUAACAAGUUUGGAUAGAAGUGUAAGAAUAUGUUUAUUAAUUACAAUAAAAAGAAGGAAGUGG
Messenger RNA from Argiope bruennichi, 1147 nucleotides. RefSeq names its product protein obstructor-E-like. The record is from RefSeq and is a predicted model, not a curated record. Bases 100 to 825 code for a protein of 241 amino acids. The transcript is spliced from 5 exons. Gene Ontology annotation, cellular component: extracellular region. Gene Ontology annotation, molecular function: chitin binding. Lineage: Eukaryota; Metazoa; Arthropoda; Arachnida; Araneae; Araneidae.